CUUUAGAUGAACAUACUGUGAGUCUCUGUGCUCAGUUUAAUCACUGAUUCGGAUGUGAAAAAGGAGAUGAAUACACAAAGAGCAUUUACGAGGAAAUGACACCGGAUCAGAUCGACUCUCUUACUGACUCAUUUGUGCAGAAACUAAAACUGGAAAUGUGUAGAUAAGCUUUGUAUCCAGAUUCCUGCUCAGGAUCUUUCAGCAGAUAGGAACAAGUGGCUGGAGUCGGAGUCAGGAUCACCGGUGGUCCUAUUUUGAGCCAGAAGAUUGUGAGAAAGGAAGAUAUCAAUACAAGCUCCCUGUCUGCCUCUGAUCUGGUAUUUAAGAGCAUGUCAAAAGGAACAGAUGGUAAUGGAUGCUUGGUGGAACUGCCUGAGAAUGUGACAUCUCAGGAUAUUAAAGCUGAUGGAAAUAAAUCUAAUACCGUCCCAAAAAGUCAUCGGAAUGCAAAUGUGAAUCCAAAUGACCGCAUGACAUCAAAGAAUAAAGAGACUGAAGUACCUGAGAACAGGCAGUGCCAAAAGGGUGGAAGUAAAGAACCUACAAAUACACCAUCUCAGGAUGAGUCACCGUGGCUGGACCCCAACACUGAGACCGCCACAAUAGAUGACAUACCAAACACCGAAUUCCAUCCCGCCUGGAUUAGCGGAACCGUUUAUAACGCUGACACACACAGAAAUUACUUCAUGGAUGAAGCAAUCCAUCAUGUUGACCCUCGAAUACAGGGUACAGCUGGAGAGACUGUGGAAAGCUUUUAUCAUCCUGGAUCUGAUAUAAACGAGUUUGUAAUGGAGACGUUUCUCAAUUCUGUCUCAGAAAUCGGUGGAAUUGUAGGAGACACUGUUCAAAGCACUGACUCAGAAAACGGUGGAAUUUUAGGUGACGCUCCACAGCGUCUAACACACCAACCCUUCUCGCUCUAUUCAGCAGAGAGCAGUAAGAUUAACAGCCUGAAGGCCAAUGACAAUUACACAAUCUCAGAUAUUUUGUCUGACUCGGUUGAUCAUUUGGAGAAUGACGUGACUCAGAUGUCCAAGUCUCUUACUGUAAAUACAAAGACAGACACUGAAUCAGCAUCUUGUAUUUUUGAAGACCAGGUUCCAGACACGACAGGGGACCGAACGACUGAAAAUAACUCUGAUGUACGCCUGCUAAUCUCCAGCUUCCCUCAGACGCCGAUCAUAAUCCCAUCUAAGACUGAGGAAGAUAUUGACACAGAUCACUCAGCGAUGACGCAGAGGACGUACAGAAGUGACACGUCUAAUGAGUCGUGGGUCGAUGCUUCAGACGAGUGGGGAUUUCUUCCAGCUUCCCGUCUCACCCCGACAUCUUCAGACAACACCAGAACCUCAAAAACAGGAGCUGGUUCAUUGGAACUACCUACGAAUGAGAGCUGGUCAUCUUCUGACAGCUGGGCUAGUGCUUUAUCAGACCUGAUCCACAGAGAAGAUGUAGAUAUGAACAGGACGCAGGAUUUAGCAGUAAACAUGGACGGAGAGACGCAGUCAGGGUUAGAGGAAGAGGAAGACGAGCGUUGGAACGAUACUGAAGGAAGACUGGAAAACGAGUGUGUCUAUGGAUCUGAGCAGAGCAAUGAACUCUGGGAAGUAACCGAAGACGCAGCCUUCGAGGAGGAAGGUGAAAGAAAUCAUGGUGGCUUGAGCUUCUCACGUUACCCCUUCACGCCUGAGUCGGAGGUUCAGCUCCUCAACAGCUAUGAAGCAGAGCACCUGACGCUCAGGCGAGGAGUGAACCGGAGCGACGUGACACACCUCAAAGACAACGGCUCUUGUACGUUUCCUAGCAAAGGAGAGGUGGAUUUUAUUAUGCCACUUACAUCCAUCACUAUAGGAACAUCAUACCUCCACUUGAAAGAGGAUCCAGAUGUAUCAAGGACAUCCUUAAGGGAAGAAGUUAGACCAGAUCUGACAUUGAGCACCGGCGGAAAGUCCACCGUCGAGCCGUCGGACAGCCAGUUCUGUGACAUCACAAAACAAACUGGUGAUCAGGAUUCAUCUUCAUCGUCUCGUGAAGAUCAAAGGUACAAAACAGAGGCCGGUGACGUCAGCUCAGAACUUCAGAGCCUGAUCUUACACACCGGGGAGCGGUUAAUGAUCUGUGAGGAAAAGCACGUAGCAUAUGUGUCUUUUGACGUGGAUGACAUUCUGAGCUUUAAGAAGCACCCUGAGGAUCGUGGGGGUAUAAAACAAGUAAGAGGUGAAGCGUGCGAAAGAGACAACAAGAUGCCUCAUAAAACUCAGAAAAAGUCUUCUGAGAACAAAACACGCUCCAAUAAACACAAGGACAAAACGAACAACAACCAAACGAGCAAGAAAAGAGAGAACGUGAGACCAGAAGCUCACGACGAAGAGUCCGUAGGCGCAGAGGAAAGCGCAGUGACCACGUUCGAGACUAUCGUAAUAACAGAAGCGGUCACAUCCAGACCUCAGGGGAAGAAGAAAAAGAAGCACGAAGCAGCAAAGGUUGAAAACGAGCCACUGGUCGAGGUGGAAAAUGGAACAAAGCCAAAAAACACGAAGUCUAAAAACGAGACAGCAACAACGCAACCGAGCAAAGUGAGAGAAAAGCUCGCAAACUACGAAGGAAAGGAGGAGAAGGAUAAAGCAACUGAGGGAAAAACUAAAGCGAGUACAGAGACCUCCAGCGUGGUCUUGCCCGGUGCGCCGGACGAUGACAUCAUCAAACGCAGACGUAUAUCUGGGGACAAACCUGCAGCCGUAUCGAUUAGGACGAGGCCGCAGCUUCCUGCAAUCUUCCAGCAAAAGGAAAAGGAAGAUGUGGUGACGCAGACGAUUCAGACACCCAAAGAAGUCCCACGUGUCUUAUCUGACAUUGAAGCAGCUCCGGUGGUCGAUGAUCCUCAGAGCAUUUCUUUGUGGUGUCGCUUCAGUCACAUCAUGGCAGAUUCCUCCAUCAUGUGGGUGAAAGAAGGAGCGACGCUACGUGAGGAAAAGAAGAAGGUAGGAGACGAUGCUCGCGUCUCUCUGUCGCUGCUGAAACCCUGCAGUAAAGAUCUGGGGUUUUAUCGUUGUUCUCUGGUCACUGCUCUCGGUUCAGUGUCCACCUCAGACUUUCACCUCACAUCAGAAGUGCUGAUGGAGCUCGUCAUCCCGAACCAUGAAGCGUCAGAUGAGCGCAAAGCAAUAGACGGCGAGGAAGAGGACGUGUCCUGCGCUUCUCUCCUCUUUAAGGAUGACAUUCUGACUGAUCAGUAUUUUGGAGAGCAGCAGCACACGAGCAUUGUGACUGAGAAGGAUCAUUUUGGUGAGGGAAUGCACCGGAGAGCGUUCAGAACAAUGGUGCGCACCGGCAUGACACCUCUGUUCGGCCCCGGACACUCCUGCGUGCUCAAAGUACACAGCGCCAUCGGCUACGGCACCCAGAACAGCAACGAGGUGGUCCAGAGGAACUACAGCCUGGCUGUGGAGGAGUGUUAUGUACAGAACACAGCCAGAGAAUACAUCAAGGCCUACACUGACGUGGCCAAAUCUGCAGAGACCUUCGGAGAAGUUCCUGAAAUCAUCCCCAUUGUUCUGGUGCACCGGCCGUCCAACGCCGUCCCGUACGCUACGCUGGAGGAGGAGCUGAUUGGAGAUUUUGUAAAGUACUCUGUUAAAGAUGGGAAAGAGAUCAACCUGACGAGGAGAGACUCGGAGGCGGGACAGAAAUGCUGUGCGUUCCAGCACUGGGUUUACAUGCACACUGAGGGAAACCUGCUGGUUACUGAUAUGCAGGGUGUAGGUAUGAAGCUGACAGAUGUUGGAAUCGCCACCUGCAAAAAAGGUUAUAAGGGCUUUAAAGGAAACUGCUCCACGUCGUUCAUCGACCAGUUUAAAGCUCUUCAUCAGUGUAACCGCUUCUGUGAGCUGCUCGGCCUCACGUCCCUGCAGCCCAAAGCCAAACGGACCGCCCCCCCCAACCCCAAAACACAACCCGCCGCCAGGAAAAAGCCUUUUGGCCCCACUGUCAAGGGCAAAUCCUGAUUGGACGCUGGCCCUUGACACAGGAUUCUGUGCAUAAAUCAGAGUGAAUCUGGGUCUCACUUUCAAAGACAAUACGACGUGAUCAUUUUCUUUAGUUCUUGUUAACGAACAAGUCAUGUGCUGUGUUUCAUAUGGAGAUAAUAUGCUGCUGCAUCAGAUGCUAAUCAAUUGCUGCAUCAGAUGCUAAUCAAUUGCUGCGCUGCCAUAUGCAGAUGAUAUACAGUUGUGCCAUACAUUAAUCAGUUGCUCUUCUGUCAUAUGCAGAUGAUAUACAGAUGUGUUAUAUACAGAUGAUAUUUACAGAUGAUAUACAGAUGUGUCAUAUGCAGAUGUGUCAUAUGCAGAUGAUAUGCAGAUGAUAUACAGAUGUGUCAUAUGCAGAUGAUAUGCAGAUGAUAUACAGAUGAUAUACAGAUGAUAUACAGAUGUGUCAUAUGCAGAUGAUAUGCAGAUGAUAUACAGAUGUGUCAUAUGCAGAUGAUAUGCAGAUGAUAUACAGAUGAUAUACAGAUGAUAUACAGAUGUGUCAUAUGCAGAUGAUAUGCAGAUGAUAUACAGAUGUGUUAUAUACAGAUGUGUCAUAUGCAGAUGAUAUACAGAUGAUAUACAGAUGUGUCAUAUGCAGAUGAUAUGCAGAUGAUAUACAGAUGUGUUAUAUACAGAUGUGUCAUAUGCAGAUGAUAUGCAGAUGUGUCAUAUGCAGAUGAUAUGCAGAUGAUAUACAGAUGAUAUUUACAGAUGAUAUACAGAUGUGUUAUAUGCAGAUGAUAUACAGAUGUGUUAUAUGCAGAUGAUAUACAGAUGAUAUACAGAUGAUAUACAGAUGUGUUAUAUGCAGAUGCUACUCUAUCAUAUGAUGAUGAUCUACUGCUGAAUCAUAUACAGAUGCCGUAGUAGCGUGUAAUAUACUGAAGUACUGCUGCGUAACAUUAGUUGUUUACUCUAUAUGUUGUAUGCCGAUGAUAUACAGCUGUUUCAUGUAAUGUUGAUUAGCAGCUAUUUCAGUGUUUGUUGUUCAUAUGCGUUACGAAAAAUGAUGACUUUUGCAGUCAGUGUGUGAGCCAUAAAGCCAACAAGCUGCAUAUUAUUAUUAUUAUUUUUGUUUGAAUUGUUCCUUUGAUCACAUUUAGGACGUUUCAGUGAUGUGAAGUUGAAUGAAGUAACAUGAACACUUCAUGUAGCUGAAUCACAUUAGUCCUGAUCUGAACGUUGUUCUGUGGCUGAUAUUUAUAUUUAUUUUGUUAUAAAUAGUUUACAUUCACUUUUUAAAGGUGUAAAUAUUUUUUGUAUCGACGUUUCAUUGAACAACAAAGUACCUUUUGUACAGUUUCUUUGUGUGAGUGCGCUAGUUUGAGGAAAGUGUCAUGGCGGUGAAGUGAACGCUGAUCAAACAUCUCCUGCUGAGUGAUAAAGCCAGCUGUCCUCCUGCCUCAGGAAGAACGUGAACCUGUGGCCAGGUUUCCAGAGAGCCUGAUGUUCUGAAACCUUAUACACACGCUGGCCACGUUCAGCAGCUCCUCCUGAUUUAUGUGCCAUCAGCCUUAAGAAUUUUGGACAAAUCUGUUCAAGGUGAAAAUGUUUUUGUGUUGAA
Messenger RNA from Tachysurus vachellii, 5595 nucleotides. It is a transcript of the gene alpk2, whose product is annotated as alpha-kinase 2. The transcript has 12 exons. Gene Ontology annotation, biological process: protein phosphorylation. Gene Ontology annotation, molecular function: ATP binding; protein serine/threonine kinase activity. The record is from RefSeq and is a predicted model, not a curated record. Bases 330 to 4004 code for a protein of 1224 amino acids. Lineage: Eukaryota; Metazoa; Chordata; Actinopteri; Siluriformes; Bagridae.